AGCACGUGUUUAUACAACACUUUCAGUAGCUGAGUAUAGCAGUCAGACUUCUUAUUAUGUACUCCGUUCUCGUAAUUAAGUUUCCGGGGUUUGUUUUUUUUAACUGUCGUGUUUUUAAGGCAGUUUUGUUAUUUUUUACUUCUCCUCAGGCUCCGCACUCGCCACCUAAAAGGGUCUUUCGCACCAUUUGGGUUAACCUCGACAGUGACUGUUAGCUUACUGUCUCAUAAAGUUUCUCACAUUGUACAUGAUGUACAAACAUUAUUUGGUGAAACUUUACAUUCCCACCAUCGCAGCACUUGCGUUUCUGCUCACAGUUUUGGGACAUGCUUCACUCUGAUUGUCUGUUUCACACACGCUGUCAAAAUGAGCUCCGAGGAGUGUCCCUUCUGCGGGAAAACAUAUAAAAGAUUAAAGAGUCACCUGCCACAUUGCAAAGCAGCAGCAAACACCCAAACCACCAAAAUCGAACAUCACAUCAAAUCAAAACAGACAACACCAUCUGCUCAGCUGGUGACAGGCAUCUCUGAUGUGAGAGCAAAGGUGAAAAAGUCCUCACAGAUGCUGUCAGUGGAGGCAAAUCCAAAGUCCAAGGAGAGCUCUAAGGUGUCAUCACAGUCAUCCUCCCCAGCAGUGACUGCCAAGAAUGUUAAUGCGUCAUCUCCAUCUCUGAGUUUUUCAUCACUUCCACCAUCAACUAAGAAGAAGAAACAAAAGCUGUCUGAACAAAUCAAGACAGGCAGUGUGCCCUCCUCUAACACCACAGCACCCUCUCUGUCAACAACCAUCUCUAAAAAGAAGAGUCUCCGUGCUCAGAUAGAAGCUGUAAAACAUGACCAAGUUACUAAGCGAUCGCAGGAAGGAACCAGAUCUGCCUCAGAAGAUCUGCUCUCAGAGACAAGAUCCAAAACCCCAGCACAGACCAGGACCAAUGUGAUUCCAGAUGACACCAAACCUAAAGAUGGCUCUAAAAAGAAAAUGUCAAAGACAAAGAAGGCUGCAGCACAGUCUCUUCCCACAGACUCUGACUCCCUGGAUUCUGAAUUGAAUCAAAGUAUUGCGAAACCCUUUGUAAGAGACAACUCCUGGGUGGACAACGCACCGGAAACGGAGGAUUUAAGUGUGAAAAAGAUGUUCUUAGAAUCUGACUGUGAUCAUCAGGCCAGGAUCACAAUCCAGAAUGUUAAAACCAUGUUGAAUCGAGCUAAAACCACCACACAGUCCAGCAGGGCGAGUUUUCUGAGCCAGACUGACCUCAACAAUAACCCUAAAACUAGCUUUGGUCCUGCUCUCAGUCCAGUAACAGCUCCUGUAGAGAAUGAUGUUAGCUGCAUAGUAGCAAAUAAAACGCUGUCAGGGCAGCUGCCAUGCACCCGUUUACAACAGACACAGCUACAGCCAUUUCAAAAAAGUUCCAAGUCUUUAAUCCCUUUGCAACGUGAUGGUUCCUCUCAGCCUAAACUGCCCCUCACUGUACCUCUCCUCCCCUCUGGCCAUACAUCGUCUCAGGUGAGCCAGGCUACAGGUGCAGGCAGCAUGACUGAGGCACUGAAGGUGGGCCAUCGCAUGACAGAUUUCCUCUCACUGUCAACGUCCCCCCUUCACUUUUCCUCUCCUUAUCUUUUCCCUCUUGCUUCACACAAUGCUUUGCAACGGGCAGAGACACUGAGAGCUGAAGACGUGGCCAUACUUGAGGACAGGAAACCAAAAGCUGCUCACAAUCUGACCAAAGAUGCUGUGACGCAGCGGAGUCUCGGGCAGGUCAGACUGAGGGAGUUACCCGAGUGGUUGGUCUGCAGAACACCCAGUCACCCGAGAGAUGUAGUGGAAAUGGUGCACAGAGGCUGGCAGUGGUAUUACAGGAGGUAUAUUGACGUGAAGAAAGGUGGAGUGGGUGGAGUGGCCAUGCUGUUAGCAGGAUACUGUGUGCUCAGCUACGUCUGGAGCUACCCUCAUAUAAAGAGUGAUCGUUGGAGGAAGUAUCACUAAGGACAAGGAAACAACAGCUAAGGCAGUUUGUAUGUAUUAAUACAAAAAAACACUGCACACACUGUUAACUGCUGACAGACUGCAGCUUUAUAUGACUUAUUGACUGAUAAAUAUGAGGAAUUGUUAUGUGUUUCUAUAUCUACAGCUGAAUGUGUUGUAAUUAUUUUGGUAGCCGUUUUAUUCUCAGUUGACUUGGUCCUGAAGGGGGGCAUUUGGAAGCUACUGAAGUUAUUUAAAUCAAAUCUUAACAUGUUUUUAUUUAUUUUCUGUAGUUUGCUAUUUAUAUAUAUAUAUAUAUUUUUCUUUUAGCUUUUUAAUAUGCACAGGAACAUAUUUCAGAUUUUGUGUGUGAGAAAAACCUAUUUUUAUUUCUUAAUUAGUUUUAGUUCAUUAUGCGUUUCAUGCUUUUUUUCAGCCCUGCUGUUUGUCCCAGGAGCUCCACUAGGGGUCACUGUUAAGUUAUGCCUAAAUUAAAAAAGGGAGGAUUGGCCAGUCAAAUUUUGCUAUGCAGAGUUGUUUCUUUUCUUUUUUUUGCUCCUUUGUGUAGAGGCACUGGUGCUGAGGUCCAUGAGAGGAUUCAAGGGAAGCCAAGAGCUUUGAACUUAAUGACAAUCUUUCUGGGAGCCUACCUAUAGAGAAACAUGAAAUCUGAAAUAAACCAAUUUAUGUAUUCAAAAGUGGAUCCAAUUUGUAGAUGUAGAUCUGUUCUUCUUUUAAAAAAAAAAAAAAAAAAAAAAAAACACUUUGCCUGUCACCGUCCCUGAUGUUAUUAUGCAUGCUUUAUCUGCCAGUGCUUCUGUGUGUGAACACUCACAGAAUAGCAAUGACAGGACACUGAAGGAGGCUCUCAGCCGGACUGGACCAGUUUCUUAUUGUAUUCAAAAUGAAUUUAUUGUUGACUCUCCUUUCUGCUGUGGUGAACACACAUGAAGUACAAAUGAAGAAAUGACAGUAUGUUUGUAACCAUUUUUUGUCUGAAGCUGCUUUUUUGCCAACACAAUAAAAAAUUAUUUCCAUUUUCA
Messenger RNA from Solea solea (common sole), 3011 nucleotides. RefSeq lists its product as uncharacterized. Gene Ontology annotation, molecular function: proton-transporting ATP synthase activity, rotational mechanism. The transcript has 5 exons. Gene Ontology annotation, biological process: proton motive force-driven mitochondrial ATP synthesis. The record is from RefSeq and is a predicted model, not a curated record. The coding region runs from base 367 to 1989 and encodes 540 amino acids. Lineage: Eukaryota; Metazoa; Chordata; Actinopteri; Pleuronectiformes; Soleidae.